This is a messenger RNA of Sphaeroforma arctica JP610, 1473 nucleotides long. RefSeq lists its product as hypothetical. Lineage: Eukaryota; Ichthyosporea; Ichthyophonida. The transcript is spliced from 3 exons. The record is from RefSeq and is a predicted model, not a curated record. The coding region runs from base 120 to 1031 and encodes 303 amino acids.
AGGGACGUACGUAUGAACCGGUGAAGUGUCCACAAUGCAAAGAAAUUUACCAUGUACAUGUUCCAAGGGCGGGUCUCUGUUGGAGUUUGUACGAGCGUUUGGACUGGUUAAUCACGGAAAUGUCCCCGUUCGUAUCCAUGGGCUUCGUGACUGCGGGGUUCUACGCCUCUUGUACAUCGUAUGGAGCGUUUGCGAUCUGCCAAAUGUAUGGGCUCGUACCCGGACACAGGCUCAUACAGCGCAUGCCAUCGUUUGUGUUCUUUACGGCCGUGCCAAUGAUCCCGUUUCUGCUGGUCAUACCAAGGCUUUACUCCCCGGCGCUCCUGGCGUCGAUACUGAGUGUGUCUACGAACACGGUCACGGGGAGGGUUAUGCCUGACGGGCAGGUGGUGUACAACGAUGACGAUGUUUUGUGGGAGGAUGUACCGGGCGACGCCGAAGACACAAGUACUAGAGCGAGCAGGACGAACAGUUUUAGUACAGAUACGCACGAAGGACUGGAAGCCAGCAACGUUAGGGACACAGAUGACCGCAGAUCAAGGGCCGGCUCACAAGACGCGUACGAGGUUGUAUUUGAUCUCGAUAUCGGAGGGUCCACUCCAGGCGCUCGGACCCCGCGGACCAGCCUGAACAGAGGUAUAGAACACGCGGACUAUAUGAAUCCGGGGGAUAGCAUAGACGCGGGCGAGUACCCACAAAUUAACAACGGAAGGCAGGACUAUGUGCAAGACUCGAUGAUACAAAUAGACGUGGAUUUGGGCCAAGGGACGUUUAGGGAUGGCACCCCGUUUACCCGCAUACUGGCCGGGGGUCUGAUGCUGCCGGUUGUUUCUGCGUACGUAGGGAAUCUGCUGUUCUAUGGCCGCCUGCAAUCGACCAGGAUACAGCGGAGUUUACUUGGAGGCUUCAUAUAUCUCACCGUGCGACAAUGCGUUAAGAAGUUAUACGCAAUCACGUUAGAGAAGCGGCUGGAGCGAAGGCUGGUUUUGGAUAUGCCCCGCCCAAGUGACUAUCUUAAUGAAUCUACCUGAGAUACGAGCUUCUCGGGAUAGGACAGAGAUUGACGCGUGUGUACGCGGAUACGGGACUAUAAAUAGCUCAGCAGAAUCUAACGGGCUUCCGCAUUGCUGCAAGAAUUAUAGCGUCCGUAUCGAACGCGGCCCAAAAAAAAACGGCGCGGGUAAUAUUAGAACGCUACAGAUGACAUUUGGAUGGAUUCAUUGACGGAACUACUUCGUUUGGCACAUCUUUCUGCGGCAAUUUUCAUGUGCGUUUUGGAAUUGAAACGGGAUCAAACCAGCACAUCGAAAAGGUACAGAACUCUGAGUAUUAGCGGCCUUCUCAUGGCCACCGAUGAGGUACAUAAGGAUCAAUACAAUAUGCUGUAAUAUAUUUCCAACUACACUAACGGCGGGGACCCUUUCGUAAGCUUUGAUUUUCUCAAUUUGUCAAUAAAUCCUUUGGAGACCACAC